Messenger RNA from Peromyscus californicus insignis, 1763 nucleotides. It is a transcript of the gene Lrrc46, whose product is annotated as leucine rich repeat containing 46. Gene Ontology annotation, molecular function: protein binding. The transcript is spliced from 8 exons. NCBI's taxonomy places the organism in Eukaryota, Metazoa, Chordata, Mammalia, Rodentia, Cricetidae. Bases 348 to 1331 code for a protein of 327 amino acids. The record is from RefSeq and is a predicted model, not a curated record.
UGCCGCCCCCACGCCUACCGGUCCCGCGGAGCUGGCGUCCAGUCUCCUAGCAACGACGCGAGACUGCCAGGGACCGUUCUUCUCAUCCUUCGGGUCUCUUCAGUUUGCGACCAGUAAAGCCACGCCACACACUUGUAACUCCAGAUCCUUCGCUCUGAUUUUACUCCUGUCUUCCACCGCACCCCCAGCAACUGACUCUGAACCAUCCAUCCCUGUCCUUGUCGCCUCAGUCUUCCCUCCAGGCUUCUCUCCAAGCUGGGUGCCCUCAUCCCAACCGCCCGGCUCUAAGCUUCUCUGCUCCCCUUAGUCUAUCUCCUGCCUCAAACAGCCGCUAUUUAUUUUAGGUCAUGCCAGGAGGCAAGCAGGAAGCUAAGAGUGCUGCCCAGGGUACAGAGGAAGGCGAAGUCUGCAUUACCGAAGCCCUGAUCACCAAGAGGAACUUGACCUUUCCUGAGGAUGAAGACCUGUCAGAAAAGAUGUUUCAUACUCUUGAUGAACUGGAGACUGUCCGUCUGGAUCGGGAAGGGAUUACUUCUAUCAGGAAUUUAGAGUGCCUCCGGAAUAUUCACAGCCUCUACCUGCAGUCGAAUAAGAUCCAGCGAAUUGAGAACUUGGCAUGCAUCACUUCUCUGCGCUUCCUGUCUCUGGCAGGAAACCAAAUCAGGCAGGUGGAAAACCUCCUUGACCUCCAGUACCUCCAGUUUCUGGACCUUUCUGACAACCUGAUAGACGUGCUAAAGCUAGAUGAGCUCCCCCAGAGCCUUCUCAUCCUCAACCUGUGUGGAAACACCUGCACCAACCAAAAUGGCUACAGGAAGAUGGUGAUAGGAGCCCUGCCGCUGCUCUUGGACCUAGACAAGCAGCCUAUAUUGGAGCGCUGGACCUCAGAGGAUGAUGAUGAUGACGAGGAAUCCUUGGAUGAGGAGGAGGAAUUUCCAGAGCUGAAUGGCCCAUUCUGCACAGAGCGAAGAUUCUUCAAGGACCUGGACCAGGAACUGCAGCAGCAUCAAGAGCGAAGGCAGCAGACGGUCCUUGCAGAGCACUUGUCCAGGAUGGAGAUCCAGCCUGUCCUCACUGACCUGCCCCAGCUGCCUGCAGUGCCCAUGGCUGGGGACUGCAGCCCUGCUGUCACCACGCAGCCUGAGAAAGAGGCCGCCUCUCAGGCCACCUCCUCCACCCAGACCUCCUCUUCUACCAAGAAACCAGUUCCCAAGAGCCAGAAAUGCUCUGUCCCGGCAAGGAAGGGGGCUCCAGCAGCCACAGCCUCCAAGACCUCUCCGGCUGCAGCCCCCAGCAUGACAAAAAGUACAGUCAAAAGGAACAGGAAGUAGUGCACAGCCCCUCCCUCACUUGUGGCAGGAGCCCCACCCCCAAUAAAGUAUCUUUGGGCUUUGGAAUGCUUUUCAUGUCCCAUGGGCUAAGUCAAGGAAAGAAACCAAAACCAGAAGUCAAAAACACAAUCCCCCAAAGCAGCUUAAUUUUCAGGAAUGACCCAAAGGGCUGGCAUCUCUCUGAGUCCCCAGCUGGCUUGCUGGGCCAUAGGUGGGCAACAAGUGGGGACCACCUCACAAAGGAUGCUGUCUCAUGGUGAGAUAGCUUUGUGUUAUUGCUUUGGUUUCUUUUGUUGUUGUUGUUUUGAGACAGGGUUUCUCCAUGUAGUUUUGGUGCCUGUCCUGGAUCUCGUUCUGUAGACCAGACUAGCCUCACAGAGAUCCGCCUGGCUCUGCCUCCCGAGUGCUGGGAUUAAAGGCGUGCGCCACCAC